AUGUUUUCUUUAUUUACGUGCGCCUUAUUUCUUCCAUGUUUGAUAAAAUUGACACACUGUGAACGCAGAAUUGUUAACGGGACUUUGGCCAUUGGUGAACCUAGGUAUCUGGCAUACUUUGUAAAAGCUCCACAAUCAAUGAAAAAGUACAUGGGAUGGAUAUGCGGAGGUUGCAUAAUUCAUCCAUUGUAUAUAUUAACUUCGUCUGCAUGCCUCGUAGAUGUGAAACAUGUCUAUGCUAUCGUUGGCUACAAGAAAUAUGUUCGAAGUGAAGACAUAGACAAAGAUGAAUGUACUAAACGCAUCAAAAAGAGAGUUAUUUCUAAUUCUUUUCAAAAAGAAUAUAGACAAAAAUCAAGCGAUCCAGGGCCACACAAGUGGAAUUACAGAGACAUAAGUGUAGCUAGAGUGGAAUCACCGUUCAAUUUCAGGGAUCCAGUCUACACAAAAUACUGUUCUUAUUUCCCGGCAUCUGUAAAAGUUAACUUCAAUAGAGUUUUUGAACAACCUGGGACGGAAGCUGUCACUUUUGGAUGGGGUCACAGACAUUAUUUUCGAUUGGAAGAAGACUUAAAAGAUCAUAAUGAAGAAUACGUGAACUAUGCAUCAACUGUAGUUAUUGAUAAGGAACUUUGUAAAACUCUACUAAUAGGACAUUCUGAAAUGAAAGUGCAUGUGCAUAAUUAUCUCUUAUGUGCCUCUGGAAACGGGAGUCUGGAUGAAGGAGGAAAAUUUGCUACUUCCUCUAUUGGACCCCUAAAUAAAACAAAACAUGAAAAUCUAAAACAGGAUAAAGCAUUACAUUCGAGAGCUACUUUAGAUUACUUCAAAGGCCAAAUCAAGAACUACAGAAAACAUGGGCCAUGUCAGAAUGAUCACGGUGGUCCCCUAAUCACUUGGAUUGGGGGUCGGGAGUACGUGAUUGGUGUCGCCUGUGGGUUUCAAGUGAACGGCCAGAUGGAAUGCGUGGGUCCUUACCUCUACACAAGCACGUUUAGCAACGGAGAAUUUAUCUACUGCAUGUUACGCUAUACCAGACGUUCAAGACUUUGCGACAUAGCACCUGAACAAAAAGGUUAUCAAAUAGUCGAAGAAGAAAUUAUAUGGCCGGAUACUUAUAUCGUUAAAAGUCGGAAUAACACCACAACGACUAUGAAGCAUGAAAUUAAGGGAAAUAUAACCAAAACCACGCUGAAACCUGAAAAAGUUUUAUUGACUGAAAAUGUAAGAGUGUAA
This is a messenger RNA of Helicoverpa zea (corn earworm), 1236 nucleotides long. RefSeq lists its product as uncharacterized. The coding region runs from base 1 to 1236 and encodes 411 amino acids. Gene Ontology annotation, biological process: proteolysis. The record is from RefSeq and is a predicted model, not a curated record. Lineage: Eukaryota; Metazoa; Arthropoda; Insecta; Lepidoptera; Noctuidae. Gene Ontology annotation, molecular function: serine-type endopeptidase activity. The transcript is spliced from 9 exons.